UUCUGGUCUACCGUGUCCAUCCAACAUUGAUUGCACGAUCGUUAGCAUAUUGCAGGUGCUCAGCGUAUCUCGAUUCCAGUAGCGCAUCGUCCAGGCUUGCUGCAAACAGUUAGGGUUGGUACAACCCAGCAAUCCAUGGACUUUUUCAAUCUUGCCUUCUCGUCGUCGAUAAGGUCUUGAAUGAGGUCGUUCUUUGAAUUUUUUCUCCACAAACUCAGAUGAGGAACAGCGAGGGCAAACAGAUGAGGUCUUGUACUCGUCGAGAAGGAAACAAUCAAUGCGGUUGCGCUUAAAGAGGGUGCGCCAGCCUUUUGUCUUUGAUGAGGUCUGAAAUCUUGCAGUUCGACCGGCGUCGCUCCAAUCACCCAUUACAACAGAGUGCCAUUUCCAUCGAGUAUGAGCAGGAUGCGAAUAGAAGUCCUUGCGGCGGUUCCAGUCGACACGACGGACGAGGAGGUAGCGGAGGAAAUCCAUGAGGUUCAUCGUCUUGUGAGAUGGUAUUCGCGAUUCUAUAAGGUCCAUUCCCGCUUCCUUCUUCAUCCACUGCCGUUCCUUUUGCUGCCGACGGCUUCCAGUCUCCUUGCAGCGUUGAUUGGCGGUGUAACGGAAGAUGGUGCCCUUGUUGUCUUGGCAGUAGAGAACGUCGCGCUUGUUUGGGUCGAUAACGACGACGUUCUCUGCUGCUCGACAAGCAGGCAAGUUUUUUUCCACAUAUACUGCCUUCACCUCAGCUGCUAGAGUCUUUGCCGACUUCUUCUUUCCUCCGCGCUUUCCGUACUUGUCGGCGUCAGGGUGUUUCAAAUACACAGACACCGAGGUUCCGUCCGUCGUGAUCGAGCCUUCAAACUGCAUACCGCCGCCGCGGCGAGACCGAAAAGCCUUCGUGCGUAGAUUGCAGACGCGCAACCACAGAUCAUCCUUUUCGACCGCUUCUGCCUCUCUGCGAAAAAUGCAAAGAAUGUGGGUGUAGAGAAUGACGGUGUCAAUCCGGACAUGGCUUUGAAUGAGAGACCGGCGAAGAGGUAUCGCGCUGAACCGUCGGAAGCCAUGUCGUUCAUACAGCCCAGAGAGUUUGCAGUACGCAGGAAAAAAUGACAUCGGAUCAGCAACAAUGGCGUAGGCAAGGGGAUUGUCGGGAAGGAAUGGGAGAUCCAAUGACCAGAUCUCUUCUAGAAGUUCACUCUCUUCAGCAGUCAAAUCAUCGAGCGACUCAGGCACGAUAUCAAAAAGGAAAAUUGACUUCAAGUAGCGAAGACGAGCAAAGAAAGCGUUUCGCGCAUCGCUUUUCAGUGGUAGUCGCUGCUUCUGUCCCUUCAGAUCAAGCCGCAGAUUAAUGUACCGGAGCAGCAUCAUCAUGAAGUGUUCCUGGACAUUGACCUUCAGAUUCGUCAUCAUACUCGCUGUCAGGUAAUUGACUGAUUGUUGCUCGCCUCGCAGGUUUGGAUGAGAAAAAUCAACGAUGCGGCAGUACCGUCGAACAUAUGGCCACAAGCAUUCACGUAACGCCUUCUUCGCAUCAGUUUUUGGUUGCCACGAUUCACCUUUGUUGAGAAGAUAGAGGAUGACUUCAAUCGUCUCUUGAUUUACCGUGGGAAAAGCUGGUGCUGAUGAAAGGAGAUAGAAUUUCAGUGCGUGGGAAGCAUGGUUGGCGAGUUGAUGGAUGAUGGCAAUGUAAUCUAGAAGCCGUUGGCGGGAGAUCUCGUUUGGCAGGAAAGCUU
Molecule: messenger RNA, 1718 nt
Organism: Spizellomyces punctatus DAOM BR117
Lineage: Eukaryota; Fungi; Chytridiomycota; Chytridiomycetes; Spizellomycetales; Spizellomycetaceae
Exons: 2
Coding region: 397-738 (113 amino acids)
Source: RefSeq, a predicted model, not a curated record